AUGGCUGCUCUGGGGGACGAGGUGCUGGACGGUUACGUGUACCCGGCGUGUGCCCUCUACUCGUACCCGUGCCCCUACCCGGCCGCCGCCAAGGGCAAGGGCGCGGUGGGCGGGGGAGGCUGGCGGCACCGGGACCGGGGCUACCCUUCUGUUUCCUCCUCCUCUGACGGUGCGUCUUCGUCGUCUUUCCCGGUCUACGGGCAGCUGGCGGCCGCCGAGUACUUCCACAGCUACCAGCCGGCGCAGCUCAUGGCCCUCCUGUCGCAAGUGAGCCCGGGUCUCGCCCCGCGGCCUGGCCGGGCCGGCGUUCAGGACGCGGCGGUGCAGGUGACCCAGCGCCGCGACGUCUCGGUGCAGUGCUCGCUGGGGCGGCGCACGCUGCUGCGCAGGGCCCGCGAGCCCGGCCCCCCGCCUGGCCCCGGCCCCGAGGGCGCUGCGGGAGCGGGCGGCAGCGGCCCACCCUCCCCGCAGCCGGCCCGCCGGGACCCGGAGCAGGGCAGCCCGCUGAGCGGCGCCCCGCGGCCCGUGCGCUUCCCGCGCACCAUCGCCGUGUACUCGCCCAUGGCCUCCCGCCGCCUCGCCACCCUCCUGGAAGGGGCCGAGGCCGCGGCGGGUGAGCAGAGGCCUGGGGAGCCGGAGGGAGAGCGAGGGCCGCCACCUGCCAGGCCCCGAGGCUCGGAGGAGGGCGAGGGGUCAGCGAGGAAGACGCCCCAAGGGCCGCAGUCCGAGGAGGAGGACGAGGCCCAGGCCGCAGUGUCGGUGAGCCAGGAGCAGUCCCCGCCGGUGCCCAGGGCCCCGGACGCCGCAGACGAGAGAUCGCCGUCGCAGAGCCCCCAGCCAGGCAAGGAGCGCCUGCGUUUCCAGUUCUUAGAGCAGAAAUAUGGCUACUAUCACUGCAAGGACUGCAACAUCCGAUGGGAAAGUGCCUACGUGUGGUGUGUGCAAGGCACUAACAAGGUUUACUACAAGCAGUUCUGCAGAACAUGUCAGAAGUCUUAUAACCCUUACCGAGUGGAGGAUAUCGUGUGUCAAAAUUGUAAACAGACUAGAUGCUCCUGCCCGGUAAAACUGCGCCAUGUGGACCCCAAAAGGCCCCAUCGUCAAGACCUGUGUGGGAGAUGCAAAGGCAAACGCCUAUCCUGCGACAGCACUUUCAGUUUCAAAUACAUAAUUUAAAUGAAUGUGAAAAAACCAAAACCCUGGUCCUGCUGAACGUGUGCUCGUGGAGCAGACAAGUGAGCUUUUUUCCAUGCCCCUUCUCCUUCCUGCCUCUCCCGCCUCAAAUUACUUCAUGAAAGGCUGUAUUUGACAAAGCUGUCAAAUAAAAGCAUUGCAAA
This is a messenger RNA of Camelus dromedarius (Arabian camel), 1337 nucleotides long. It is a transcript of the gene ZAR1, whose product is annotated as zygote arrest 1. Bases 1 to 1176 code for a protein of 391 amino acids. Gene Ontology annotation, biological process: translation. Lineage: Eukaryota; Metazoa; Chordata; Mammalia; Artiodactyla; Camelidae. The transcript has 4 exons. Gene Ontology annotation, cellular component: cytoplasm. The record is from RefSeq and is a predicted model, not a curated record.